UGGGCGGAGGGAGCGCUGUAGCGCCCGGUGCCGUCCCCGCCAUGGCGGACCUGGGCCGGCAGCUGCACGAGUACCUCGCGCAGUCCAAGGCCGCUGCUGCCGCCACCGGCCCCAGCGCGGUCCCCGCAGCGCCGGCGGCCGGCGGCUCGCAGGAGGAGGCGGGGGACGGCGGCGGGCUGCGGGCCUGGCUGGGGGCGCUGAACCCGUUCCCGCCGGGCAGUGCCCCGGGCGCCACGGUGUGGCCUUGGACGGGAGAGGAGGACCCGUGGCUGCCGGGGCUGUCGCGCUGGCAGCGGCUGGCGGGCAGCGGGCUAUGCGUGCUUCUGGCCGCGCUGUGCUUCGGGCUGGCCGGGCUGUGCGUGCCGCUGCUGCUGCUGCGCGCCCGCAAGUUCGCGCUGCUCUGGUCGCUGGGCUCGCUGUGCGCGCUGGGCGCCGCCGCGCUGCUCCGCGGGCCCGCCCGCCUGCUGCGGGAGCCCGGCCGCGGGGCGCUGCUCUACCUCGGCGCGCUCUUCGGGACGCUGUACGCCGCGCUGGCGCUGCGCAGCACCGCGCUCACCGCGCUGGGCGCCGCCGCGCAGCUCGGCAUCGCCGCCACCGCGCUCCUGGCCGCGCUGCCCGGAGGUGCCGCCGGCCUGCGCCGCCUGGCCGGGCUGCUCCGCGCCGCCGUGUGCGGCCGAGGCAAGGCGGCGCUGCCGCUGUGA
This is a messenger RNA of Melospiza melodia melodia, 701 nucleotides long. It is a transcript of the gene SFT2D3, whose product is annotated as SFT2 domain containing 3. The record is from RefSeq and is a predicted model, not a curated record. The transcript has a single exon. Gene Ontology annotation, biological process: vesicle-mediated transport. Bases 42 to 701 code for a protein of 219 amino acids. NCBI's taxonomy places the organism in Eukaryota, Metazoa, Chordata, Aves, Passeriformes, Passerellidae. Gene Ontology annotation, cellular component: membrane.